This is a messenger RNA of Trifolium pratense (red clover), 2268 nucleotides long. RefSeq names its product pentatricopeptide repeat-containing protein At2g15690, mitochondrial-like. Gene Ontology annotation, molecular function: zinc ion binding; protein binding; RNA binding. NCBI's taxonomy places the organism in Eukaryota, Viridiplantae, Streptophyta, Magnoliopsida, Fabales, Fabaceae. Gene Ontology annotation, biological process: RNA modification. Bases 225 to 1907 code for a protein of 560 amino acids. The transcript has a single exon. The record is from RefSeq and is a predicted model, not a curated record.
UGAUUUACUUUUGCAAAUUUAGACGCUCGCUUCCUAAGUAUAGCGAUGGAGGUAUUUUGGGAAUACCGGAGGGCGCUGGUGUCUGCCGGGUGCCAAAAGUAAAAUUCAAAGCAAUAUGUAUGAAGACUGAAAUAAGAUACUGUGGCCCAAAACAAAUAUUCGCUUCUAGCUUUCUUCUACAUUGCGCUACGCCCUAGUUUCUCCUCCUUCACAGAGAAAAAAAAAUGGCGACUUUUCCAUUGUUUCAGCGGGCACGGACCUCAAUGCUUUCUUCGAAGCUACGAACAAAUUAUAUCUAUGGAAACAACUACUUCUGCAAAACCUUGAGUACUUCUGCAAUCCCAAACGAGUAUGGUAGAUUCUCUCAUCAACCACAACCACCUUCUGAUCAUAACAACACACCCUUUCAACCACCUCAACAACAUUUCAAUCAUCAUAAUCAAUUUCCGAAUCAUAAUAAUAAUCAAAAUGUUCAACAGGGUCGAUUUCCUCCUCAACAGGGUUGGAAUCCUCAAAAUCGACCACCACCUCAAAAUCCUAAUUUCCGGCCACCACCUUCUCAAAACCCUAAUUUCCGGCCACCCAUUCGUCAAAAUCCCAACUUUCAGCCACCCAAUAGUCCCAAUCGAUCGAAUAACCAGAAUCAGUGGAACCCACAAAAUGGUAACCCCAACCAAUUUCAAAACCCUAAUAACCAAUUUCAAAACCCUAAUAAUCAAUUCCAAAACCCUAAUCAGUUGAAUGAACGAGGUUCUGUUCAAGAACAAGCUCCUCCGCCUCCUUCAAUUGUUGAUUUGAUACGUUUUUGUAGAGAGGGGAAGGUUAAAGAAGCGCUUGAAUUGAUGGAAAAAGGUAUCAAAGCUGAUGCUGAUUGCUUUAAUCUUUUGUUUGAGUUGUGUGGUAAAUCGAAAUCCGUUGAGGAUGCUAAGAAAGUGCAUGAUUACUUUCUACAAUCUACUUUUAGGAGUGAUUUCAAGUUGCAUAACAAGGUGAUUGAGAUGUAUGGGAAUUGUAAAAGUAUGACUGAUGCACGUAGGGUGUUUGAUCAUAUGCCUAACAGAAACAUGGAUUCUUGGCAUAUGAUGAUUCGUGGCUAUGCGAAUAGUACUUUGGGAGAUGAGGGUUUGCAGUUAUUUGAGCAGAUGAAUGAGCUUGGUUUGGAGAUAACUUCAGAGACUCUGCUUGCGGUGUUAUCGGCUUGUGCCAGUGCAGAGGCUGUGGAGGAUGGUUACAUAUAUUUGGAUUCCAUGAAAAGCAAGUAUGGAAUUGAACCAGGAGUAGAGCACUACAUGGGGCUUUUGGAUGUUCUUGGACAAUCUGGAUACCUGAAAGAAGCCGAGGAGUUUAUUGAGAAGCUGCCAUUUGAGCCUACAGUGACAGUAUUCGAGACACUCAAGAGUUAUGCUAGAAUUCAUGGAGAUAUUGAUCUUGAAGACCAUUUUGAGGAGUUGAUAGUUAGUCUUGACCCAUCAAAGGCUGUUGUCAAUAAGUUCCCUACACCACCUCCCAAAAAGUAUACGGCAAUUAGCAUGCUCGAUGGAAGGAACAGAAUCAUUGAGUAUAAGAAUCCUACUCUCUACAAGGAUGAUGAGAAGUUGAAGGCUUUGAGUAGUAUGAAAGACUCUGCAUAUGUUCCUGAUACAAAAUAUGUUCUUCAUGACAUUGAUCCGGAAGCUAAGGAGCAGGCUUUGCUCUACCACAGUGAACGUUUAGCGAUUGCCUAUGGUCUUAUUAGUACUCCUCCUAGAACACCUCUUAGGAUUAUCAAGAACCUUCGUGUCUGUGGUGACUGUCACAAUGCCAUCAAGAUCAUGUCUAGGAUUGUAGGUAGGGAACUGAUUGUCAGAGAUAACAAAAGGUUUCAUCAUUUCAAGGAUGGAAAAUGCUCUUGUGGGGAUUACUGGUGAAGGAAUCAUUAUUUCAAAUUCUAUGCGGCAGCUCCGACAGAUGUGUGUGGAACAGUGGAAGCUUUCAAUGGUGCUAGGGAUAGGAGAUGAAUGAAGUAUGUAGUAUGAAUUGAUUUGAAGUAUAUUUGCUUCUUGUUCAUAUAUUAGCACUACUCCCUCUCUUCUCAUACCCAUCGCAAUAUCCUCAUAAACUUAAAAAUUGCUCUUGUAUGGUUUUGUUUAUUUAAUUAAUUUUUAGUUCUAGCCACUUCAAUUUUGCUCCAGCAUGAUCCAUGUAAGUAUGUAGAACAAGUUUGUUUUUGAAAAUGUGUCAAACGCUUUAAGCUUCAUAUCUAUAUCUAUAGCUGGUUGGGGGGAAAAA